Messenger RNA from Olea europaea var. sylvestris, 1233 nucleotides. RefSeq lists its product as uncharacterized. NCBI's taxonomy places the organism in Eukaryota, Viridiplantae, Streptophyta, Magnoliopsida, Lamiales, Oleaceae. The record is from RefSeq and is a predicted model, not a curated record. The transcript has 5 exons. Bases 1 to 1233 code for a protein of 410 amino acids.
AUGACUAAGAAGGCUUAUUCAGCUCCAUUAGGUUUAUCUCUUGGUUAUAUUAGAACCUUUUGUCAGUCAGUACAAUUCCUUCACGUUAGAAUUAAAGAUCCCAGACUAGUGCAUCCCAUCCAUCUGACUCCUGUCCUUGCCUCGUGUAAUGUUGCUGUCAAGAGGGAUUUGUGGGCAAGUUUCCACCACAUUUCCCUCGAUAUGGACGACCCUUGGCUAGUUGAAGUUGAGGGAGAUUUUAACAUCAUUACACAUUAUGGUGAUCAUAUUGGUCACAAUACUCGUGAUCAAGGUACUAUUGGCUUCUCUGAUAUGAUGUUAGAUUGUGGGUUGGAGGACGUUGGUUUUCUUGGAAAUCGGUACACUUGGACCAAUGGUCGGGGCAGAAAAAGACUGGACAAGGUACUCAUUAAUUCUUUAGCUACAACAUUCUAUCGACAACUUACUGUGAGCCUUUGUCUCUCAAAAGUGGUCACUCCUUACUCAUCUCACAGGGAUGACGGCUCUUGGUGGAAUCGACAAGUGUUUGGAGAUAUUUUCCAAUGGGUGCGGGAUGCCGAGAAUAAGGUUGGUGAGACAGAGUUAGUAUAUGACAAUGAUCCUACAUUGGAGCAUCGCAGUUCACUACAUCAUACUCAGGUAACCUUGAAUCAGUACCUAUCUAAUGAGGAGCGCUUUUGGAAGCAAAAGCCUUUGUAUCCCAUUCGUUCUGAUGUCAUUCCCAAACUUUUGACGAAGGAUGAUAAUAUUGCUCUAAACCACCCCCCUUCAAUUCAUGAGGUAUGGAAGGCUACCUUUAGUAUAGAUGUUGACAAUGUUGCGGGUCUAGAUGUGUUCUCAUCCAAGUUCUUCCAGCAUUGUUGGGAUAUUAUUCAGAAGGAGGUAUACAAGGCAAUCUUGGAUUUCUUUGACGACGGUCAUCUUCCACGGGGAUUUACUGCUACUUCUAUAGUCUUGAUCCCUAAAAAGAAUGGUGCUUGUAGAUGGACUGACUUUACAUCAGCUUAUAGUGGAUUCAUCUCUAGCCACCUGAUUGGUGACAAUGUGUUAUUAGCUCAGGAGAUGCUCUAUACUCUUGAUGAUAGAGUGCGAGGAGGCAACACUAUGUUGAAAUUAGACAUGACUGAAGCAUACGAUUGCAUGGAUUGGAACUUCAUUUACUCUGUAUUGGAUGCAUUUGGAUUUAUAGGAUCAAGAGAUGCAUUUCGAUGUGCCAUUUCUCUGUACUCCUAA